UGAGUAGCUCUGCUCAACCGUUCGCAUUCUGAAGUGAUUUUGUCUGAACAAAAGUGAAUAAAAACAUGGACGUCGAUAUGAGUUUGGAUGAGAUUAUCCAGAACCAGAAGGCGCAGAAACGCAAUACCGGCAAAUCUCCCGGCGACAAGGCUAGGAAAUUCAACAGCAACGAUCGCAGAAAAGGCAAUCGCAACGGUGCCGGUCCUAGGAAUUCCCCCAAAAAGCCCUAUUCCGGCGAAGGCGGCGUCCAAAAGGGUCGCAAUCGGGGAGGAAUUCAAAAACCACGCCGUUCCCGGGAAGAAACAUCCGGGUCCUGGAGACAAAACAAACCGCAAGGAAAUCGGAGAGAUGCUCUUCUGUCCCUGGAAGCUGGAUUUGGAAGGGAACGCAAUGGAGGUUUGGUUAGCGCCAAACUGUUAGUUUCGAAUUUGGACUACGGUGUCUCGGAAUCAGACAUUAGCGAGCUGUUUGCCGAAAUGGGUCCGCUGAAAAGUGCUUCGGUACAUUACGAUCGAUCAGGCCGAUCGCUGGGAACGGCUGACGUCGUAUUCGAGAGGCGAACCGAUGCCAUCAAGGCCAUGAAACAGUACAACAAGGUGCCUCUUGAUGGCAAACCAAUGCAAAUUGAACUGGCCACUACGGAUGUUUCGGCGCCAAUGGUUACUGGUCGACUAGGAGCAGCCGCCGGUCCUACGAGGAAGUUCGGCGGACAUCAACCACCACCGCGUCCUAGAAAUGAUCGACGGGAAGAACGUGGCCCACAAAACCGACAUAAUAGUAGGAGCAAUCCUCAUCAGGGAAGCAGGCAAAACAGUCGGGAUCGAAAAAAUCAACAAAACAGACGUAAACCAGGUGGUGGCGGUGGAAAUCAGCAACAGAAUCGAAAAAUCGCCAAAACUGCCGAGGAACUUGAUGCUGAGCUCGAUGCCUAUCUGUUAAGUAAGAAUUAAAAUUGUGUGAAUUUAAGAUUGUAACUUUUUAAAAAAUAUCUAAAAUAUAAAAUACCUUAAACUGAUAUUGCAUACUUCUUAAUAAGCAUACAUUUAUUGAUUGCUUUACUGGCUGACAAUACAGAACAAUUCCGUCAAUUCCACUUUUGUUCAAAGCUUCUAUUCAGCUCUAUUCAAUCCCACUCUAAAAAAAAAGCAAAUAACUUGCACGUUGCGUUGUUAAAAUUAAACUACCUAUCACAUUUUAUUCUGGGAAACUAUAAU
Molecule: messenger RNA, 1214 nt
Organism: Uranotaenia lowii
Lineage: Eukaryota; Metazoa; Arthropoda; Insecta; Diptera; Culicidae
Product: THO complex subunit 4-like
Exons: 1
Coding region: 66-950 (294 amino acids)
Biological process (GO): mRNA export from nucleus
Cellular component (GO): nucleus
Molecular function (GO): mRNA binding
Source: RefSeq, a predicted model, not a curated record